This is a messenger RNA of Hydractinia symbiolongicarpus, 1414 nucleotides long. RefSeq lists its product as uncharacterized. Bases 120 to 1124 code for a protein of 334 amino acids. Lineage: Eukaryota; Metazoa; Cnidaria; Hydrozoa; Anthoathecata; Hydractiniidae. The transcript is spliced from 2 exons. The record is from RefSeq and is a predicted model, not a curated record.
ACGGCAAAAGUGUAUGAACCAAAUAUCCACCUUAAAUAAUGUAACAAUUUGCUAUGGCUUGAAGCAACAGAAAUAUUGUAGCGUCGUUAAAGUGAGUAAAUCAAGCACACAAACAACAGAUGGGCUACACAAUCCAAUUAGGACAGGAGAUACAACACGACAAAAUGGCAAAACUGUCAUUCAAGUCAAUUUUUAUAACUUUACUUUUAUUCUUUGUGUUUCUCGCAUUGUCGUGGCUUUCAUUCAUACGAAAUGUGCAUGCUCCACUCGUUGUUACUGAAGAAGAAGAUUUUUUUCUGGGACGGAAUGAAGCGCAACUGUCAGAAAAAUGGAGUGAUUUAGAGGAACUUGAUAUCCAAGAUGAAGGCAAAUUUCAUAUGGUAACAAAUAUUAUUUUGUUUACACACAAAGUUUACAGUUCAAAUUUGUUAUACGAUGGAGAGCGUACACCUACACAGGAGCAUUUGGAAAAAAGACAGCGUGAAGUGGAAGAAACUUUACAAAAAAAUCUAAAUAAUGAACAUGUUGCUGCAAUACAUAUUCUGUAUUUUCACCCAGCGAUAUCGCUAUAUUUGACAAAAUUAAGACUGAAGAACUCAAAAAAGAUGGUGUUGCAUUUAACGAGGCGUGAUCCAACAGUUGCUGUAAACUUGGAUUAUAUUCAAAAGUACUUAAAAAAUAAAUUUGUCAUUUUGAUACACCAAGACAAUUAUCUGGGUAAGGGCUGGGACGAUGUCGAUUUUACAUUUCUUCGUACCAAUCAUCUAAUGUAUGCUUUGACAAGACAUUCUGUCACUGAGAAAUACCCAUGCAAUGCAGCAAUAGGAGCUUCCUGCAAUCCAGGAGCAAUUUAUUUGGGAUCUCAUGAUACAUUUGUGUUCUAUUCUGACCGUAACUUUCCCAAAAACAUGUUAUUGGAUCUUAAUAUAAUCCCAAGCUCCAGUGGGAUGGAAAAUGUACUGAUUUGGUAUUUUCGAAAGACAUUGAAUUACAAAGUGACGAACCCAUGUAAACAUUUAAUUGUGUACCAUAAUCAUUGUGUUUCGAUUCGAGAGAAGGGAAGAAAAAGAUACAAUGUGAAAAAUAAAAAUGGCUUAGCACAAUUCACUGAUAAAUUGCGAUAACUUUUACUAAUCCUGCUUUAAGAGAAGAAAUUGUUGCGAAACUUCUUUUUGUGAUUUUAGACCUGUUUCACAGAAUUAUGUUCCACAAAGUUGUACUUUUUAGAGUUAAUCGAUCCCAAAAAUAUCUGUACACAAAAAGUUUUUGGAUAUAGAUUUAAUGAUGUGUCUUUCUUUCAUUAGCUUAUCUUUUUACUAAGAACUUCAAAAAAUUUACAGAAUUAUACACCAUUUGUAAAUUUAAUUUAUUUUAUACACUACACUGUUUUGCAAAUAUAUUUUUCUGAAACUAA